AUGGUUAGGAGAAAUAACCAACUUCCUCACAAUUUACCUCAAUUGAGAAAUUUAAUUAAGAGGGACCCCUCUUCAUACAAGGAAGAUUUUCAACUUCAAUAUGCUCACUUUAAUUCCAUGUUGGAAUUGUUUCAUCUUCAGCCAGACAGAUUUAUUAAAGACCUUGAUGAUUUAGUCAUGUUUGUAGCACAAGUGUCUCAUUGUUAUUUUCAAGAUUUAACAGAUUUCCCUCAGAAAAUAAUUAAUAUACUAGAAAGUCAUCAUAUGGUCCUUCAUCCAGACAUGCGAUUUGCAUUUUGCAGAAGCCUUAUUGUCUUAAGAAAUAAAAAUUUGUUAGAGCCUACAGAUUUGUUAUCAUUAUUUUUCCAAUUAUUAAGAUGUCAGGAUAAAGCUCUCAGAGAAUUUUUAGAAACUCAUAUUAUUACCGAUAUAAAAAAUAUUAAUGCCAAACAUAAAAACGUAAAACUUAAUACUAGGUUACAAAAUUUCAUGUUUAACAUGUUAAAAGAUAAUAAUUCAAAAGCGGCAAAAAUGUCAUUAGGUGUUAUGAUUGAAUUAUAUAAAAAAAAUGUGUGGAAUGAUGCAAAAACGGUUAAUGUAAUUGCAAUCGCAUGCUUCUCUAAAAUUGUAAAGGUUAUGGUUGCGGCUUUAAAAUUUUUUUUGGGAUCCGAUGAAAAAAAAGAAAAUGAUGAUUCAGAUGAUAGUGAUAGUGAUGAUGAAAUAAAUCCGAAAGAUGUUAUGAUGGCGAAUAGAGUUAAUAAAAAGACUAGAAAAAGAUUGAAAAACUUGGAAAAAGUUAAAAAGCUUAUUAAGAAGAAUAAAAAAAAGAAAGAAAAAGCUCCCGUUUUUAAUUUUUCAGCACUGCAUUUAAUUCACGAUCCGCAAGGUUUUGCCGAAAAAUUAUUUAAAAGAUUAGAAUCUAUGAAUCAAAGGUUUGAAAUAAAAAUAUUAAUGUUGGAUGUAAUUUCACGUUUAAUUGGAUUACAUCAACUUAUGCUAUUUAAUUUUUAUCCUUAUAUUCAACGAUAUCUUCAACCUCAUCAGAGAGAGGUUACAAAAAUGCUGUUAAUAUCAAUAACGGUUUUAGUAACAAAAGAAGGAAUGAGAAAGUAA
Molecule: messenger RNA, 1113 nt
Organism: Pediculus humanus corporis (human body louse)
Lineage: Eukaryota; Metazoa; Arthropoda; Insecta; Psocodea; Pediculidae
Exons: 7
Coding region: 1-1113 (370 amino acids)
Biological process (GO): ribosomal large subunit biogenesis; ribosomal large subunit export from nucleus
Cellular component (GO): nucleolus
Source: RefSeq, a predicted model, not a curated record